Sinocyclocheilus rhinocerous is the source of this 1269-nucleotide messenger RNA. RefSeq names its product gastrula zinc finger protein XlCGF57.1-like. Lineage: Eukaryota; Metazoa; Chordata; Actinopteri; Cypriniformes; Cyprinidae. Gene Ontology annotation, cellular component: nucleus. Gene Ontology annotation, biological process: regulation of transcription by RNA polymerase II. The record is from RefSeq and is a predicted model, not a curated record. The transcript has a single exon. Bases 1 to 1269 code for a protein of 422 amino acids. Gene Ontology annotation, molecular function: DNA-binding transcription factor activity, RNA polymerase II-specific.
AUGGUGCUGAAAGAGGAGAGUCAAGAACAGAAUGAAAUGGAAGAGAAAAAACAGUAUGAGAAACGUCAUGAUUUCAUGACUGGAGAAAAAUCCACAAAGACUGAAAAUACUUUCUCACAAAAAAGAGGCCAUAAGACCAAAUCCAAGAGUUAUUUCACCUGCAGUCAGUGUGGAAAGAGUUUCAAUCAGAAACAUUACCUUGAUGUCCACAUGAGAGUUCACACUGGAGAGAGACCUUUUACCUGCCAAGAUUGUGGAAAGAGUUUCUCUCAAAAAGGAAACCUUAAAAAACACAUAAGCAUUCACACUGGAGAGAAGCCGUUCACCUGUCAAGAGUGUGGAAAGAGCUUCACUGUAGAACUAACCCUUAAGUAUCACAUGAGAGUUCACACUGGAGAAAACUCUUUCACCUGCCAAGAAUGUGGAAAAAGUUUCUCUCAAAAACUAAGCCUUAAAUUCCACAUGAGAAUUCACACUGGAGAGAAACCUUACAACUGUCAACAGUGUGGAAAGAGUUUUACACAGAAAAACACCCUUAAUUACCACACAAAUAUUCCCAUUGGAGAGAGAUCUUUCACCUGCCAACCGUGUGGAAAAAGGUUCAUACACAAACAUAGCCUUGAAGUCCACAAGAGAAUUCACACUGGAGAGAAACCUUACACUUGCACUCAGUGCGGAAAGCGUUUCACACAUAGAAACACCUUUAAUUACCACAUGCGCAGUCACACUGGAGAGAAGCUGUUCUCAUGUGAUCAGUGUGGAAAGAGCUUCACAACAGAAGUAAACCUUAGGUAUCACUUGAACAUCCACGCUGGAGAGAAGCUGUUCUCAUGUGAUGAGUGUGGAAAGAGCUUCACAACAGAAGUAAACCUUAGGUAUCACUUGAACAUCCACGCUGGAGAGAAGCUGUUCUCAUGUGAUGAGUGUGGAAAGAGCUUCACAACAGAAGUAAACCUUAGGUAUCACUUGAACAUCCACGCUGGAGAGAAGCCGUUCAAAUGUGAUGAGUGUGGAAAGAGGUUCACACGUAAAAUAAGCCUUAAUAACCACAUGAGGAAUCACUCAGGAGAGAGAUGCUUUAUAUGUCAUCAGUGUGGAAAGCGUUUCAGUCAUAAAAGUAGCUUCGACACUCACAUGAGACUUCACACUGGAGAGAAGCCAUACACCUGUAAACUGUGUGGGAAGAGCUUCUCACAAAUAGAAAAUCUUAAGAUUCACCUGAGAAUUUGCACAGAAGAGAAGCCAUUCAUAUGUGUGGAAAAUGAUUAA